GUGGCAAAAAUAGAGAAACCACAACAUUAGCAUAUUUGAGAAUAAUCGAGAACCUCCCAAAUUUGGCUACGUUCCUUCCCCUUAAUGGAAAAAAAUAAAGAAGCCACCAGAACCGUGUCCUCUCUAUAUAUUGCAUAAGAUCAUCACUAGACAAACAUCUGCAACGUUGUUCUCGUACUAAUCCUAAGUUACCCACUGUCUUCUACGAACCUAUCUUUGUCGUUUGAAUUUUAACGGCUGAAAUUGAGAUGGCAGAAUCAGAGACCUUCGCAUUCCAAGCUGAGAUUAACCAACUCCUCGGUUUGAUAAUCAACACUUUCUACAGCAACAAAGAGAUUUUCCUUCGUGAGAUCAUUAGCAAUGCUUCUGACGCACUGGACAAAAUCCGAUUCGAGAGUCUCACGGACAAGUCAAAGCUCGAUGCUCAACCCGAACUUUUCAUCAGGAUUGUUCCUGAUAAAACCAAUAAGACCCUCUCCAUCACAGACAGUGGUUCUGGCAUGACCAAAACUGAUUUGGUGAAUAAUUUGGGGACUAUCGCGAGGUCUGGAACGAAGGAGUUUAUGGAGGCAUUGCAAGCUGGAGCAGAUGUCAGCAUGAUUGGUCAAUUCGGUGUUGGCUUUUACUCUGCUUAUCUUGUUGCGGAAAAGGUUAUUGUAACCACCAAACACAACGAUGAUGAACAGUAUAUUUGGGAGUCUCAAGCUGGUGGCUCUUUCACUGUUACAAGAGAUGUCCAUGGUGAACCAUUGGGAAGAGGAACCAAAAUAACUCUCUUUCUCAAGGAUGAUCAGUUGGAAUACUUAGAGGAAAGGAGAAUAAAGGAUCUCGUAAAGAAGCACUCAGAAUUCAUUAGCUAUCCUAUCUAUUUGUGGACUGAGAAGACAACAGAGAAGGAGGUGAGUGACGAUGAAGAAGAUGAAGGCAACAAGGAAAAGGAAGGGGACGUGGAGGAUGUUGAUGAGGAAAAAGAUGACAAGUCCAAAAAGAAGAAGAAGGUGAAGGAAGUGAGCCAUGAGUGGCAGCAAAUCAACAAGCAGAAACCCAUUUGGCUCCGAAAGCCAGAGGAGGUGACAAGGGAGGAGUAUGCGGCUUUCUACAAGAGCCUCACCAAUGACUGGGAAGACCAUCUUGCUGUAAAGCACUUCUCUGUGGAAGGGCAACUUGAAUUCAAGGCCAUUCUUUUUGUUCCCAAAAGAGCACCCUUUGAUCUCUUUGACACUAGGAAGAAGCUGAACAACAUUAAGUUGUAUGUGCGUAGGGUGUUCAUCAUGGACAACUGUGAAGAGCUGAUUCCAGAAUAUCUUGGAUUUGUGAAGGGUGUUGUUGAUUCUGAUGACCUUCCACUCAAUAUCUCCCGUGAAAUGCUGCAGCAGAACAAGAUUCUGAAGGUGAUAAGGAAAAACUUGGUGAAGAAAUGUAUUGAGAUGUUUUUCGAGAUUGCAGAGAACAAGGAGGAUUACAACAAAUUCUAUGACGCAUUCUCCAAAAACCUUAAGUUGGGAAUUCACGAGGAUAGCCAGAAUAGAGCCAAACUAGCAGACCUGCUUAGGUAUCACUCAACCAAGAGUGGUGAUGAGAUGACCAGUUUGAAAGACUAUGUGACAAGGAUGAAGGAGGGACAGAAAGACAUAUACUACAUUACUGGGGAAAGCAAGAAGGCUGUGGAGAAUUCACCAUUCCUUGAAAGGCUCAAGAAGAAGGGCUAUGAGGUGCUUUUCAUGGUGGAUGCUAUUGAUGAAUAUGCUGUUACUCAACUGAAGGAGUAUGAUGGGAAGAAGCUCGUGUCUGCAACCAAGGAAGGACUCAAGCUGGAUGAUGAAACAGAAGAAGAGAAGAAGGAAAAGGAGGAAAAGAAGAAAUCAUUUGAGAACCUUUGCAAGACAAUAAAGGAGAUCCUUGGGGACAAGGUGGAGAAAGUUGUGGUCUCCGACAGGAUUGUGGACUCCCCAUGUUGCUUGGUCACGGGUGAGUAUGGGUGGACAGCAAACAUGGAGAGGAUUAUGAAAGCCCAGGCUCUGAGGGACAACAGCAUGAGCUCUUACAUGACGAGCAAGAAGACUAUGGAAAUCAACCCGGAAAAUGGUAUUAUGGAGGAGUUGAGGAAGAGGGCUGAGGUAGACAAGAACGACAAGUCAGUGAAGGAUCUGGUUUUACUCCUCUACGAGACUGCACUGCUGACAUCUGGCUUCAGUCUUGACGAUCCCAACACGUUUUCGGCAAGGAUUCACAGGAUGCUGAAGUUGGGUUUGAACAUCGAUGAGAACGAGGCUGGUGAAGAUGCCGACAUGCCACCGCUUGAAGAGGAUAACGAAGAGAGCAAAAUGGAAGAAGUUGACUGAACAUGUUUAUAGCAUGCCGCUUCUAUCAGUCAGUAUGGCUUUGUGGGGAUAGUCUCUAUCGGAUGUUGUAAAAUUUAGUUUCUGAGAAGAGUUAUGGUGGACGAGUUUUUAGCUUGCGUUUUUGUAAACUUUGAUGUAACUAGUAAAUAUAAACCAUAAUAAUAAAAUCAUAUAUCUUUAGUUAUC
Molecule: messenger RNA, 2528 nt
Organism: Abrus precatorius (Indian licorice)
Lineage: Eukaryota; Viridiplantae; Streptophyta; Magnoliopsida; Fabales; Fabaceae
Product: heat shock protein 83-like
Exons: 4
Coding region: 249-2342 (697 amino acids)
Biological process (GO): protein folding; cellular response to heat; protein stabilization
Cellular component (GO): protein-containing complex; perinuclear region of cytoplasm; cytosol
Molecular function (GO): ATP hydrolysis activity; ATP-dependent protein folding chaperone; ATP binding
Source: RefSeq, a predicted model, not a curated record